Molecule: messenger RNA, 696 nt
Organism: Diaporthe citri
Lineage: Eukaryota; Fungi; Ascomycota; Sordariomycetes; Diaporthales; Diaporthaceae
Exons: 2
Coding region: 1-696 (231 amino acids)
Molecular function (GO): DNA binding
Source: RefSeq, a predicted model, not a curated record
AUGGUGGUUCGAGCAUGUCAAAAGCACCCGGACAUCUACAGCAGCUACUCUUCCCCCGCCAUCACCUUUGUCAACACCACCACUACGCCCCCUCCAACACGCCCAAGGCACUCCCGCACCGCCCGCCAGAUCCCUACCGACCUGGCCGGCCACCCUGAGCCACCGAUGCCAGAAUCAGCCAUAGCCGCAACAUAUCGGGGUCACGUUGCCUCUACCCAGGACGCCUUGAUCGUCAUCGAAGCCUGCUUCCGGGGCGUGCUGUACCACACCUGCCGCCGCCCGCGGUCAUCCGAGGAGUCAUCGCUUGCGAAGAGCGGGAACAUCUUUGUGUAUGAGAGCCGGUCGUCGGGCAUCAGGAACUGGGAGGACGGGAUAACGUGGUCGACGCCGCAGAGGGUCGGCAACUUUGAGAUUUGCCGGCAGCUGUCGUCGUCCUCGGGCCGCAGCAGGUCGAACGGAAACCACAGCAGUGCCGGGAGAUUGUGCAGGAAGUCGAUGAGCGUGACCGUCCGCGGCAUCACACACCACCUCAUCGCUUACUUCAGUUCCCGAGACUUCACGGCAAAUACCCUCCUCUCCCCGUCUGCAGACUUCGGCUUGGCGGACAUCAUCCCACGCCCAGAGCUGUACAGUCAGGGCUUCCGAGCGCCCAUAGAUGAAGACGACCGUGAUGAGGUGAUGCUCCUGCUGAGGUAG